Messenger RNA from Trypanosoma conorhini, 1392 nucleotides. RefSeq lists its product as uncharacterized. The record is from RefSeq and is a predicted model, not a curated record. The coding region runs from base 1 to 1392 and encodes 463 amino acids. Lineage: Eukaryota; Euglenozoa; Kinetoplastea; Trypanosomatida; Trypanosomatidae. The transcript has a single exon.
AUGAGUGACGCCGUUGCGCCGGGAGCCCCCAGGAGGCACGAGCAUUAUGACCCACGGGCGGAGUUGGGGCUGCUUCAAGAAAAAGUGGAGGAGGCCCUCAUGGAGGCACGGCAGUCUACCAAUUUUUGCCGAAUGAUUCAACACGACAUAGGCAAAUUUGUCCGCUCAGAGCAGCUGGCGCGCGGGUGGUGUGCGGACGCCGUCGGGGGUGGGAAGAUUCAUCCGCAACUCUUGGCUUCCGUCGAUGGCCACCUAUCCGAGUUCGAGGGCUUCAUCAUCGCAAGGGUUCGGGAGGAGCUUGAGAGGAAGAUAGCGAAGGAGUUUGCAGCGCGGUUGGACUCCUGCAGCCAGCAAAUUGACCGGCUCUAUCAAGAGCAAAGGGAGCAGGAGGGGAAGCUGCGGUUCCUUGUGAUGGAGGCCGCGCUGAAGAUUUCCGAGGUCCGCAAGGAGGUGAAAGGGUAUGUGUCCAAGAUGUGGGGCCAUGUGAUGCUCAUUGAGGAAAAACUGAGAUUGGUGCCCGCAGCCUCCUGCACCAAGCCCGAGGGAGCAACAGUGCCGGAGGAUGAGUUGGCCACCGCGCUGCGUGAGGCAAUGACAGUUUUGACUCUCCUCUCUGAGGGUUUGGAGACGGAGCGCAAGAUGAACUGGGAGGAAAAUCAACGCUGGAUGCUGUUUAUGGGACGCGCUGCUGAGAAACUUCGCCAGCUUGGAGAACGUGAUGAGGUGCUUGCAACGAAUUGUCAGGAGAUAUGGCGGGUGACAAAGGAAAAUCGACGGCGCUGCAAGGAAGCUAUGGCGUGUGUGGUGGAUCUUGGCCGCAGGCUAGGCCCGUUAAGUUCUGCCUCCACUGCUGCUGUUGCGACCCUUGCCCGUGAGGGCCCUCAGGCCGUGCGCUCGAAGGCAGAGAUUGUUGACCAAAAACAGUUGCGCGACUUCACGAAGGAACUUCAUGAAAUUGGCGCGGCUCUGCGUGCACUGCAAGUGGAUCAUGCUCGCUUUAAGAAGAUUGUAGGGGAAAACAUGGUCAUUGUGACACAGCUCCAGCAAAACGGGACGGAGACUGUGGCUGCUACAAACAGCCGUGAUACAAGUCUUGAAUUCGUAAACCGAAAGCAAGAAUCAUGUGGCCCCAAUUAUGUGUUUCGGUUUCCUUUCCGAGAGGAAAAUGAGUCUGAAGAAAAUCUUUUUAUUGGUAGAAACGAUAUAUCUCUAGCAAAAAGGUGGCAGGCCUCAUAUUUAACGAAGGCGCGUCUAUUGCAUGGAAGGACGUGCAACGCGCUUCGUCGACGCGUGUUUCAGUCAUGGCUUGCCUGGAGACGUGGACGCCGCCAAGCUGCAACGGGCCGCGACCAAGUCGCACAAACUCCAAGAAGCCUUGAACAUGCGGUCUGA